Messenger RNA from Pestalotiopsis fici W106-1, 2388 nucleotides. RefSeq lists its product as uncharacterized. The record is from RefSeq and is a predicted model, not a curated record. NCBI's taxonomy places the organism in Eukaryota, Fungi, Ascomycota, Sordariomycetes, Amphisphaeriales, Sporocadaceae. The coding region runs from base 1 to 2388 and encodes 795 amino acids. The transcript has 2 exons. Gene Ontology annotation, molecular function: DNA-binding transcription factor activity, RNA polymerase II-specific; zinc ion binding; DNA binding. Gene Ontology annotation, biological process: DNA-templated transcription; positive regulation of transcription by RNA polymerase II.
AUGGACCGCAGCCAGGAGGCCGGCCCCGAUGCGGCAGAUGAGCCGUCCAUGCUGGAUCAGGAUCAGGGCCAAGAUCACAACAGCCCCCGCAAAAGGAAGCGCACUCGCGUGACCAAGGCAUGCGAAUUGUGUCGGAAGAGGAAGGAAAAAUGCAAUGGCGAGAGACCAGCUUGCGGCUCCUGUAUCAGCCUGGGCCGUUCUUGUUCCUACGCCUCAGAGUCAAGAAGACGUGGUCUGCCAGCCGGGUUCAUCCAUAGUCGAGAAGUGCUCUUAGGCCUCUUGCUGCAGAUUUUCGACGGGGCAGAGGAUAUAAUAUUGCAAGCUCUACGAGCAGACCAAUUAGGUUAUCGUCGCUUGGCUAAGAAGCAAUGUCCGCAGCGCGCCUGUGAAUCUCUGCUUAGAGUCUGGCGUAGAAGUCGGGCAGCCGCAGAGCUUGAAAGGGUGCUAGAAGCUGCCGAAAGCAGGGAAGAUGACCAGUCCUCGCAGACUCCUACGUUUGAUUCCAAGCUCACUGCUUUGCACAACGCCUCUUGCAACACAGACCUGGUGGCAGAGGGUUCCACUAUAUCAUCUGAUCAUGGAAUCAUCACACCAGCUGCUACCUCUUCUCUGGUGAAUGAACCUGACGGCACUGCGCAUGAUGAUUUGCCCAAUAUCCAGCAACCCGAUCGCACGACGGAUUGCGCUUCGGUCUCAACGUCUAGACCAAGUGUAUCUGCUCUGCCUAUUGCCAGCGCUGUGCCGUCACUACCCGAAACAUGGCCUCGUCUGGUCGAGCUAUACAUGGCAAACACACACUGUUGGUUACCUGUAUUGGAACCACACUCGCUUUUACGGUCAUCCGCUCUCAUCUCUCAACAUAUGCCUGGCAGUGGGCAAGACUGUCUCCUAGAAGGACAAAAGGCCUCAUUUUGGUCUGUUCUCUCCUUUACAUUACACCAAAGCCCUCUUGUCACACCUGCCGGAUCUCCUUCACAGGACAUUGAGCCUGCCCAGAUUCAGCCAAUACACGCAUAUUCACGACAAUUGGCAUUAAAGGAUUAUGCCAAAUAUGAUCUCGGACAUAUUCACACCUUCCUGCUAAUGGCUCUCUCACACAUGGGUCGAAGCGACUGGACAAGUGCUUGGCUCUGGGUAGGGAGGGCUGUCUAUGUGGCCAUUGACCUGGGGAUCAACAUUACGCAGAAAAAGCAAUCCAUCUCCGAGGUAAGACCCGAUGACCCAGGGAAACGCGCAUUUUUCAGCUGUUUUCUCUUUGAUACCCUCGUGGCCUCCCGACUGGGCCGGCGACCGCAUCUACAAAGUGAUGAUCUCAACCAAUUUGAAGAUUUUCGGACGGAGAGCCUAGAAGAGUGGGAUAGCUGGCGUCCCUGGAGCCAGAGUACGCACGGCACUGUCACUCGUACUAGCCAUGGACCAGCUCGCAUAUUAAGCAUGUGGAAUAAAUUGCUUUACAUUACCCGCCUACUCAACCGAAAUCUCUGGGCCGAUGCAGAUAAUGCUUCCUGCAGCGGUAAAGAGGCGAGGGUUUUGCUUGAAGAGCUCAUUGCUUGGCAGUAUGGACUCCCACCUCAAAUGCGAAUCAUUGGUGACCAUGGUUUCGCGCCCAUAAUGGAUGCUCCACACUCUAUUAAUCUUACUCUGGCAAUGGCAAGCCUGUACUUGAUGCUUUUGGCAUCCGUUAUGAGUGAUCCCGAAAACUACGCAACCACGGUCAAAGCUCGUUUCCCAGAACAAGGCUGGCUGCAAAUCAUUGAGUUUUUGAGAAGUCUACCGGAUCUGGACAGCCGUUUCAGCACUGGGUGGAUGCCACCAAUUUUUCGAAUCUACCUUGAAUCUCUGGAUAAGAGCCGCCGGAUACUUUGCCCUCACCUACCUGGCUGGGGGGAUGCCAUGACAUGUGUCAUUGACAUGAUGCACAAGGUCUGGACUCAUCCGCAUCCCGAUGUGCCGUUGUCCACAUGGGAGGCUGGCUUUAUGCCGCAUGCGACACGGCCUGUCCAAGCUGUACCCGAUGACAUGAUACUCGUGCUUGAUGGCUUUCAGAAUGAUCCACAUGCCACUUCAAGCAUCGCAGCAGAGAGUCGUUUGCCAUGCUUGAGGGAAGAGCAAAGCACCGCGUCUACUAUAGCAACAAAUGUCGCCUCUGCGUUGCCUCAAGAAGUGACCUCAAUUAUCAAUGCAGACACCCAAGAAAAGGAUUCUUUAUUACGUGCAACUGGACUGGAAGAAGUCUCAAGGACAUCCCAGUCACUUUCAACAGACCACGAUAUGCUCUUUAAUACAUUGUCUAGUCUUGAUUCUGUCGAAUGGUCUGGUUACGAUCAAGAGUUCAUUGAGAAUCUCGGCUUCCAUGGCGAUACAACCCUCUUCAACUUGCAAUUCUAA